Molecule: messenger RNA, 869 nt
Organism: Sorghum bicolor (sorghum)
Lineage: Eukaryota; Viridiplantae; Streptophyta; Magnoliopsida; Poales; Poaceae
Product: transmembrane emp24 domain-containing protein p24delta3
Exons: 4
Coding region: 56-697 (213 amino acids)
Biological process (GO): endoplasmic reticulum to Golgi vesicle-mediated transport; intracellular protein transport; Golgi organization
Cellular component (GO): endoplasmic reticulum-Golgi intermediate compartment; COPII-coated ER to Golgi transport vesicle; Golgi apparatus
Source: RefSeq, a predicted model, not a curated record
AGUGCUGAGGCAGAGGCAGGUGGUGGUGCGGCAGGAGAAUAGAGUCGAAGAGACGAUGGCGAGGGGUGGCGCGUGGGCCGCGGCGGCGGCGGUGUGGUGGAUGGUGACAGGGGCCGGGGCGGUGUGGCUGGAGAUUGCGCCGUCAGGGACUAAGUGUGUGUCGGAGGAGAUCCAAUCCAACGUUGUCGUCAUCGGCGACUACUCCGUCCUCUACGAGCACCACCACGCCCACCCUACCAUCGCCGUCAAGGAAUCAUUAUUUCAGGUUACAUCCCCUUUUGGAGACAUUGUUCAUAAGAAAGAAAAGGUUUCAAUGGAGCAAUUUGCAUUUACCACAGCAGAAGCAGGGAACUACCUUGCCUGCUUCUCGAUUGAUGGUGAGGACAGAGGGUUAGCGGUGAAACUAAAUCUUGAUUGGAAAGUUGGGAUAGCUACUAGAGACUGGAAUUCUGUUGCUAAAAAGGAAAAGAUCGAGGGAGUCGAACUGGAGUUACUCAAGCUUGAAGUUGCUGUCCAAUCAAUCCAAGACAACCUGCUUCUUCUAAAAUCCAAAGAAGCUAACAUGAGGGAUGUCAGUGAAAAGACGAAUUCUAGAGUCACGUGGUUGAGCAUGCUUUCUCUUAGUGUUUGCAUUGCAGUCUCUGUUUCACAGUUGUGGCAUCUACAACAGUACUUCCGGAAGAAGAAGCUCAUCUAACUAAUGCCCGUAAUACAGUCCUCUACUCUGUAAUAAGCCUAUCUUUAUGCUUUGUGUUUUUGCAUACUGAGGUCUGAUAGUUUCGCCGUUGAGUCUGGCAAUUUGUAAAUAAACUGGUAACAACCUGAAAUCCCAAGUCAGAUGACAUGAGACUGCUGUUUCUCUUGUUCAA